Molecule: messenger RNA, 1509 nt
Organism: Aspergillus thermomutatus
Lineage: Eukaryota; Fungi; Ascomycota; Eurotiomycetes; Eurotiales; Aspergillaceae
Product: glycosyltransferase family 2 protein
Exons: 1
Coding region: 1-1509 (502 amino acids)
Source: RefSeq, a predicted model, not a curated record
AUGAACAGUGGCUCACAGUCAGACAACGGUAGCUAUUCGUAUACCCCACUGCUUACCACAUUCGAAGAGGACGCCCCGGGACCAGACUUCUACCAACAGCGCCAUAUCACUGCAGCCCCCACGGACACUGCGCUCCUGAUCCCCUGCUACAGGUCGGCCGCCAUCAUGGGUCAAACCCUCGAGGCCGCGCUGCAAAUCUUCCCGGCAUCGCACAUCUACGUCAUUGCGAACGGAAACUCGUCCCAACCGCUGGACCACACCGAGGAGAUCUGCCGAGGCUACGGAGUCAAUCACAUAUGGUCACCUGUGGGGUCAAAGAUCAUCGCCAUUUUCAUCGGUUGCUACGCCGUCAAGGAUUUCGGGCAUGUCCUCCUGAUCGACGACGAUUGUAUCCUCCCGCCCAACUUCCCUGUUGCCGUGUCACGACUAAACCAACAGGUCCGCUGCAUCGGCUACACGAUCAAAUCUGUGGGACGCGAUUCCUCUCCAGGAUCGUACUGCCAGCAAGCACAAGACCUUGAGUAUAAACUGUCCGGUCUGACGCGGAGUUUUGCAGGGCGGAUCGGCAGCGCUACAUUUCCGCACGGCGCCAUCUCACUCUGGGAGCGGACGUUUCUGAAACAGACUCUCCACAAUCAUCCUGGCUUUUCCAUUAGCGAGGACUGGUUCCUCGGUGACAGCUGCCGGCGCCUUGGAGGCAGGAUCCAGAUGUGCAGCGCCGUCUUCGUGGAGACCAUGACACCCUCCUCUGCGCUGUUUGGCGAAAUCGACGAAGAUCGAGGCGGAUUCGGCGAGCCCACGGUCUUCAAGCAGCGGUUCCUCCGGUGGAAUUUCUUUGCGAAUGGGUUGUGGUAUAACCUCUCGUACCUUUUCACAUCGUGGAAAUUGGGUCGGUGGGAAUUGGCGACUAAGAUCUUGGUCAUUCAAGAAGUAUGGCAAUUGAUCAAUCGCUCUGUGUUUGACCUGGUACUGACUAGACAGAUAUACGACACGAUUCUGUACAUCCUUACUCCGUUCACUCUUCCCAUAUCGCUCAUCGUGCGGCCUGAAUUCUGCAUUGCUCUCAUGAUGUCCACGUUAGGGCUCUAUUUACUGCACGUCAUCAUAUUCAACGAGGUUCAUCUACGCCAGAAGAAUGAGCGAAUUUGCUGGAAGGUUGUUUUUGGGUAUUAUGUACGUUGCUCUCCUCUUAUAUCCUCCUUGUCGACGGGUAUUGACCGGCUCAAGAUGCCGUACAAACUUCUCAUGGCCUUGACCAACGUCGCCAGCUGUUACUGGUCGCUGGUCAAGUAUGCCAGAUAUUUUGCCCGGCGACAUCCCAAGCUUACAGAGGACCAUAAGGCGGUUGGGAUGGUGUUGAAGCUGGAAGAAAUGACCUACAGCCAAGGAGGGAUGCCCAAUGGACUGGGAAGGAGUCUGACCGUGAAAACCGUCGACGUUGAUGCGGCUGUAAAUAGUAGAGACUGCAUUAUUGCCGAGUUGCCUGCAGAAAGAUAUUCUUCUGAUUGA